This is a messenger RNA of Perca fluviatilis (European perch), 3550 nucleotides long. RefSeq names its product calmegin (gene clgn). The transcript is spliced from 15 exons. Gene Ontology annotation, molecular function: calcium ion binding. Gene Ontology annotation, biological process: protein folding. NCBI's taxonomy places the organism in Eukaryota, Metazoa, Chordata, Actinopteri, Perciformes, Percidae. The record is from RefSeq and is a predicted model, not a curated record. Gene Ontology annotation, cellular component: endoplasmic reticulum membrane; endoplasmic reticulum. Bases 254 to 2260 code for a protein of 668 amino acids.
UGCGCAUGCCCGUUAGCAGGGACUCGCUCGCUCUCGUCAACCGUGCACCGGGCCAAGCCAAGCUGUCAUCCACGUUAUCGUCAUCUUCUCUAACCGACAACCGUGUUUUAUCCUCCACUGUACACGUCGGGCCUCGGUGAUACUCUUUAGACACAGCGGCCCAAACACACAAGAUAAUUCCCUGUUUUUUCAAAGCGGAGAAACAGCGUUUAUCGAGACAUCAUUUUCUCUGCAAAUAACAAGAAGGCGCAAGAUGACGUUGGACAGGGGUUGGAUGUGGCGCGUGCUGCUCCUGUCCUCCCUGGCUGUGGCAGCUGUAGCGGCCCAGGAGAAACAGUUGGAAGUUGAUGUUUCAGACAUCGAUGAAGAUGUGGCGUUGGAUGAGGAAGAAUUAGAGGUUCUGAUGGGAGAAGAGGAGGAGGCAACGGUGAUGGAUGAAGACCACUAUGAUGAGACUGUCGACACAGCAAGUGGAAAGGCUGGCAAGGCUGAAAUGGAUGCAAAUGUUUCUUUCCAGGUAACAUACAAGACCCCUGUUCCCACUGGAGAUGUAUACUUUGCGGAGACAUUUGAUGAUGGAACACUGGACGGUUGGCAGCUGUCGAAGACCGUAAAGGGGGAUGCAGAUGAUGACAUUGCCAAAUAUGACGGGAAGUGGGCUGUGGAGCAGCUGAAGGAGAACAAAGUUCCAGGAGACCAGGGUCUGGUGCUCAAGUCCCGGGCCAAACACCACGCUAUCUCCGCAAUGCUGAACAAACCAUUUGUCUUCAAGGAUGAACCUCUGGUCAUACAGUAUGAGGUGAAUUUCCAGAAUGGUAUUGACUGUGGUGGAGCAUACAUCAAACUGCUUACAGACACUGGCAAUCUCAAUCUGGAGCAAUUCCAUGACCGUACACCCUACACCCUCAUGUUUGGACCAGACAAGUGUGGCGAGGACUACAAGCUGCACUUCAUCUUCUGCCAUCAGAAUCCUCUGAACAAAGACAUGGAGGAGAAGCACGCCAAGAGGGCUGAUGUCGACCUCAAGAAGUUCUACACUGACAAGAAGACCCACCUCUACACUUUGGUCCUGAACCCAGACAACAGCUACGAGAUGCUCAUCGACCAGUCUAGUGUGAGCCGCGGCAGCCUGCUGCACGACGUGGUCCCUCCAGUCAACCCAGCCAAAGAGAUAGACGACCCAAAUGACUCCAAGCCGGAGGACUGGGACGAGAAGGCCAAGAUUCCUGACCCCGAGGCUACCAAGCCCGAUGACUGGGAUGAAGAUGCUCCAGCAAAGAUUGACGACCCUGACGCUUUGAAGCCAGAGGGCUGGCUGGACGACGAACCAGACUUUGUCGCCGACUCUACUGCUGAGAAACCAGAAGACUGGGACGAGGAGAUGGAUGGGGAGUGGGAGGCCCCGCAGGUUCCUAACCCAGCCUGUGAGACGGCCCCCGGCUGUGGGGAGUGGAAGCGUCCCCAGAUCAACAACCCUCAGUACAAGGGCAAGUGGAAAGCCCCUCUGGUGGACAAUCCCAACUAUCAGGGAGUCUGGAAGCCGCGUAAAAUCGAUAACCCGGACUAUUUUGAGGACCUGCAGCCGUUCAGGAUGGCACCUUUCAAGGCCGUGGGCUUGGAGUUGUGGUCCAUGACCUCGGAUAUCUACUUUGACAACUUCAUUAUCACCUCUCACAAGGAGGUGGCCGACCGCUGGGCCUCUGACAGCUGGGGGCUGAAGAAACUGGUGGCCAGCGCUAACGAGCCCGUUUUUUUUGCUCAGCUGAUGAUGGCGGCAGAGGAGCGCCCGUGGCUCUGGGUGAUCUACAUACUGACGGUCGGCCUGCCCGUAGGACUGGCUGUGCUCUUCUGCUGGCCGAAGAAAUCAGACGACGACUACGUGUACAAGAAGGUGGAUCCUCCCCAGGCUGAUGUAGAAGAGGAGGACGAGGAGGACGAAGAAGAAGAGGAGGCAGCAGCAGUGGAUGAGGAAGACAAAGCAGCCGAGGCUACACGCGGAGCAGCAGCUGCAGCAACAGAAGAGGCUGCGGAGGAGGACGAUGAGGAGGAGGAGGAUGAAGCCGAUGCGGGAGGGGACAAUCUAGAGGGGGAUGAUGACGACGACGACGAGGAAGAAGAAGAGGAGGAGGAGGAGGAGGAGGGAGAAGAGGAGAGCAAAGCUCCGGAGAGAAUAUUAGAAGAGGAGCCAAAGGAGGGCGGAGACGUCGUCGAAGAGAGCCACAAACAGGCUGUGAGAAAGAGGAGGGUACGGAAAGACUGAGAGGUGAACCCCACGCCUACUGUCUCCUUUACCUUGAUGCGGAGGAGUUGGAAGGGCCAUCUCAGCUGCUGCUUCCCCCUCCCUCUCUCUCUCUCUCUCUCCACGAACAGAGCUGCAUGUAUUUCCUCCAAACCACCUGGUAGCCUGCAGUCACUCCGGCUGCCCCAUCACAGGACUCCCAAACCCCACCCUGGAUCAUCCCUUCUCUCCCUCCCUGCCUGCUCAUUGAACUGUCCGAUGAAUCCCCUGGAGAUUAUGUGCAUUUAGAUGUUUUCCCUCCUCCAUCCUGAGUUUCAACGCUUUCUUCAUCCUUCUUUUCUCUAAGCCAUUGCGGUCAAAACGCCCGUCAGCCUAAAAAGGCCCGCCUCUUCCACCGCUGUUCCUGUUCUGCUGUCGGUCUUUCUCUCUGAAUAUAUGCCAUCGUAGAUCUACUGUACCGGUCUGUCUACUCCGAGAGGGAAGGCAGCAGGGAGCGUCUGCACUGCUGUCAGCUGUUCAUACUAUUUUAAAGCCUAUCAUAGGGGCAACAUCUCCAAAGUUACUUUAUUCUUGUUCGAGGACACCGUUUGACAAAGUUCCUUCCCCGUUUGAAGUUGUUCAGGUUUUCAGAACAGGCCAGGCGGACGGGACGCCAGGCUGCUAGAGAUGUUACUGCGGUGUCAGGACAUUUCAGCUGAUAAGUUGCCUCAGCUUAGGUUAAAAAGUUCUUCUCUUUCAAAAUGGACGUUCGGUGUAGAUUUUAGGUAGUUUGUAAGGAGCAUUACUUUUGUGUUUUAUACUCAAGUUAUAUCAAUUUAAGAAUUGAGGAUUAGCACAGAUCACCCUAUUUAGUGGUAUCAAUUAAGAUUUAACAAUGCAGUGUUUUGAGUGACUUGAGGCGGUUUUCUUAAAUAUGAUAUGCCACUGGUGUGCUUAUUCUGAACCUAGGUCUGUUUGAAAUGCUUUACCUGAUCAAAAUACCAAAUGGCUUGGCCAUCAGUUGUCAAUAAGACCGAGUAUAUCAGUGGGUUCCUGCAGCAAACAGCUGGAUGUUAAACCUGUGAAAACAUGUCUCAUUUAGUCAGCACACAGCAGUGCUUCCCCACAAGAUCUAGACUAGCUGGAGUUCAGAUCCUAGAUUAUUGCCUGGGGGGAAACAUUGAUGCUAAUUUAUUUGUUUUAUAUUAUUGUUUCAAGCUUUUGUAGUUCAUGUUCUUGCCAAAUUCUGGCAGAUAUACCUGUUUACAUUUGUUUGCAAAUUGUACAUUGCUCUUGAAAAUAAAACUAUUUAAUAAAAAAAGUCAAGUCUGA